AGAAAGAGGUAGAUAUUAUUUUUAAGGGUUUGUUAAAAAGAUAAGACAUUUAGUGUCAGAAUUCAAAAUAUAGAAUUGAUAACACACCAGAAUGUUGUCGAGAGAACAGUUGCUCCAUCUCUUCAAUCGCUUCUCUUACCUCACUUCUCAGCCUGAUGUUAAGAAAAGGAUUGCAGAGGCUGUUCAAGACCAGCAGGAAGCUGUAGCUGUAACCACCACCAUACAGGAAGAGAUAUUUUUGGAAAUGGGAGUUGAUCCUAGUUUCGGCAUAUCAUGCCUGGGCAAGGUGAAUAUGACAUAUGAAAGUGAUCAAGAAUUGAUGAUUCAGUUUUAUAAAUUCGUUGCAAAGGAAGAAAUGGUCUGUGAUGAAGCACAGCUUGGACCAGAUGAAUAUGCUGAAAGAAUGCGUCGUCAAGAACUACUACAAGAGCAGCAACUUGAGAUGCUGAAGCUUAUGCGCAAGUUUGACCUUGAUGAUCAAUCUACAAUUCUGGAGAAGUUGCAUCAGCAGAUGGAAAAUGCUGACUUUGAUUUUGAGGUAUCAGUUUUGUCAGCAGAGCAGAUUCAGGAUAUUGUUCGGCGGAGGGUCUCGCCUGUAUACAAGCCAAGGUAGAUCAGAAACUUGUAAAAAUGCAGUGAAUCAGUGUAUUUGUUCGGCUGCAAACAUUUUCAGGCCAUCUCUAACUUUUGUGGUCUGUCUCAAAACAAAUUCUAGUCUUGUGGUUAAUGAACUUGUUCGUUUUUCCUCA
Molecule: messenger RNA, 749 nt
Organism: Humulus lupulus (European hop)
Lineage: Eukaryota; Viridiplantae; Streptophyta; Magnoliopsida; Rosales; Cannabaceae
Exons: 7
Coding region: 92-613 (173 amino acids)
Source: RefSeq, a predicted model, not a curated record